AUCUAAAUUGCCUUCUCUUAUGCUGUUAGGGCUGGAAACUUUAGAAUAAGAGUGCACCUGAUGGUGUUAAAUAUUGACCAAGGGAUUAUGAUGGUGAUCUAAUGGUUAUUUCUUUGAUAUGCUGAAGAACUCUGUUGUGCUGAAGAGCAACUUCAUGGAUCCACUUUUAACCAUGCUCCUUUAAUGGAAAGGCCAACUAAAUAAAUCCCUUUAUGUUUUUCUUCUCAGUGUAAGUUUUUUGCUGCUAAUUCAAUUGAUGAAAGGGAUGCCAAUGCUAAUUCAGUUGAUGAAAGAGAAGUUGUGACUGCUCCUCCGCCCCCACCAGAUCCUGAGCUGCCGCCCACUGUAUCUGCAAUAGCUCAAUCAGUGAGACUGUUAUAUGGGGAAGAUAAGCCUACCAUUCCUCCUUUUGUGAUAGUAGGCCCUCCUCCUUCUCGACCUAAGGAUGCAAGACUCAUUCUUAAAAAGAGAAAGAAGUCAGAGCAAAUGCGGCCCAUCCAGGCAAAAGUCCAGGAGAACAGGCAACUCCCUCCGCGGAAUUUCUUAGGUCCUGCUCAGAAAGAGGCUCCACUUAACACAUCAACUUCAGCGAUGCGUCAACCUUCUUGGGAGAAAAUGAAUGCAGAACUGUCCCCAUCAUCUGAAGUACUUCAGUUGGUUGCGUCGAGCAUUGGUCCGGGUCAGCAGCUUGCCCUUUUUCUGCCCGCGAAAAGCUUAGAUGUCCCUAGAAGUGAUGUAUCCUCAAUGAAACACAGUCUUGACCUUACACGCAAUUCUGAACUAAAUCAUGCUGGAGGCAAGGAGCAAUCACAUCCUGUUGAUGGGCUUGCAGCAUAUCCCCAGAAGUUAGCCAGCCUGAAAAUGGGAAUUCUUUCAGUAAGACUUGGUCGGUUGUUUCUUGGACUGAUCAUCUUGAUGCAGAAAAAGUCUCGUCUGAGGAGACUGUUUUGGGUCAUCCCGAGAGUGAAACUGAUCUGUAAAUUCAAGGCAGGGGAGUGACAAUCUAUGGAAAUCACAAUUCUUUCAUAGGAUUGGAAGCGUUAGGGUACUUUGCA
Eucalyptus grandis is the source of this 1055-nucleotide messenger RNA. RefSeq lists its product as uncharacterized. The coding region runs from base 487 to 999 and encodes 170 amino acids. The transcript has 2 exons. Lineage: Eukaryota; Viridiplantae; Streptophyta; Magnoliopsida; Myrtales; Myrtaceae. The record is from RefSeq and is a predicted model, not a curated record.